AUGAUGCGAACAAGGCGUGCGACGAAGCGAAGUAUAGGACAUGGUAUUGUUAAUUCAAUAAUUAAUCGAUUGCCCAUUGAAAUGCAUGUUCCAGGGUAUCAGUAUUGCGGACCAGGCACAAAACUUAAUAAAAGACUAGCACGUGGUGAUCCUGGAAUAAAUAAACUCGAUGCAGCGUGUCGUGAACAUGAUAUUGCGUACGCAAGAACAAAUGAUUUAUCGGAACGGCAUUUGGCUGAUUACGAGUUGGAAAAACGUGCUUGGGACCGCGUAAAAGCAAACGAUAGUUCAUUUGGAGAAAAGGCUGUUGCGUAUGCUGUUACAAAUACCAUGAAAGCUAAAAGAAAGAUUGGAAUGGGUUUUGGUGGUGUACUACGAGUUGGACGUAAAGCUAUGCGUAAUUCAAAAGAUAUUAACAGUGCGGCAAACUUAGCAUUAGCGGCAGCUCGUGUUGCUGUAAAGGGGAAACAAAAAUUUAAAACACCUCGCACUAUCAAAGUACCUAAAUUUGGAGGUGUGCUGCCACUCAUUCCUAUUUUUGCUGGACUUUCAGCUUUAGGAUCGUUGGCUGGUGGAGUAUCGAGUAUUGUAAGAGCUGCACACGAAGUCAGAAAAAACGUUAAUUCGAAUAAACCAGUGAAAAUCGGUAAUGCAUUAUACUUGCAUCCAUAUGCUGGGAAAAAGAAGGGUGGUGGAUUCUAUUUGAAACAUCAAAAAAACUAGCAUUGACACUACCCAAGCGACGUGCACUCAGCGAUUUAGAUAUUAUAAAAUAUGCUGAGUCAUUCGGAAUCAGUCAUUUCCGCGGUGUCUUUUCGAGAGAUAAGUUGCCUGUCAAGCCCAAAAUAUACGAGAGUGCAGUUGUUAAUUUGGACAUUGACCGCGGGAAAGGAACGCAUUGGGUAGCAUAUUUUAAGAAAAACAAGGACGUGGUGUAUUUUGACUCUUUUGGAAAUUUACCUCCUCCGCUGGAACUUGAAAAAUAUUUCACCGGAUUGCCCGUGAAAUACAACUAUAAUCAGAAACAAAAAUAUAACACAAACGUUUGUGGUCAGCUGUGUUUAAAAUUUUUAAAAUCACAAUGCUCAAAUCGCUGACCCUUACGCUGCAUGACACAACGUCGGAAGUCACAUCAAGUUUUUUUCCACCGAUAGAAUUCACUGGAGCACCAGAAGUUGCGUUGUUGGGAUUUUACGGAUGUAAUUCAAUACCUAAUAUUGA
Messenger RNA from Daktulosphaira vitifoliae (grape phylloxera), 1221 nucleotides. RefSeq lists its product as uncharacterized. The record is from RefSeq and is a predicted model, not a curated record. Gene Ontology annotation, biological process: phospholipid metabolic process; arachidonate secretion. NCBI's taxonomy places the organism in Eukaryota, Metazoa, Arthropoda, Insecta, Hemiptera, Phylloxeridae. Gene Ontology annotation, molecular function: A2-type glycerophospholipase activity; structural molecule activity. The transcript has a single exon. Bases 1 to 723 code for a protein of 240 amino acids.